This is a messenger RNA of Cololabis saira (Pacific saury), 1716 nucleotides long. RefSeq names its product vitamin K epoxide reductase complex, subunit 1 (gene vkorc1). Lineage: Eukaryota; Metazoa; Chordata; Actinopteri; Beloniformes; Belonidae. The coding region runs from base 100 to 603 and encodes 167 amino acids. The transcript is spliced from 3 exons. Gene Ontology annotation, biological process: vitamin K metabolic process; peptidyl-glutamic acid carboxylation. Gene Ontology annotation, molecular function: vitamin-K-epoxide reductase (warfarin-sensitive) activity. The record is from RefSeq and is a predicted model, not a curated record.
GGGAAUCGGUGAAGUUUGAAACGAAGCCGAAAUAGAUAAACACCUAUUUUAUAACUCGUUUCAGCUGCUCGUGGUACAAGUGGAUCCAGAAGUGUCCGCAUGGCAGCGACUCCAGGUGUACCGACAUGGGAGAGAAAAGUGCGCAUUCUUCUGUGCCUUUUCGGGUUAGUUUUGUCCGUUUAUGCUCUUCACGUCGAGCUGUCCCGAGAGAAAGACCCAGAUUACAGAGCGAUGUGCGACCUGGGGGAGUCUGUGAGCUGCUCCAAGGUUUUUAUCUCCAGAUGGGGACGUGGUUUUGGUCUGGUCCAGUAUUUUGUGGCCCAAGAUAGCCCUCUGAACCAGCCCAACAGCUUGCUUGGCAUCAUAUUCUACACUCUGCAGAUGGGCCUUGGGCUAUUUCUGUCCAAAAAAGCAGCACUGGCCUUGGUCCUCUCCUCCUGGAUCUCCGUGGCUGGUUCAAUUUAUCUUGCAUCUAUUCUGGCCUUUGUCCUGGGGGAUUUCUGCAUGGUUUGUGUGUCAACAUAUAUUGUCAACUUUGCACUGCUCUACACCAACCUCAAACGAAGGAAAGCAGUUGAAGGCAUGAAGGAGAAGGCGGGAUAGAAAAUGCCACUUGUGAAAUUCAGCACAUUCUUUCCUCAGGCCAACCAGGGGUCACACUGGAUAAGAAAACUAAAGUCUGUCCCAAAGUUCAAUUAAUCAUUGUCAAAAAAAAAACAAAAAAAGGACUGGACAUUCAUCAGUGAAGAUCUGUCGGAUUUUUUCGGAACAUAAAAACCUUUAUUUUUGCAAAACAAGGUACAUUUGUAAUGCUGAUUACACUGUUUUGAACACUACCUCCUGUCUGAUGUGAUUUAAUUCUGGUCUCUUGUACAAAAAGGUUCAAGUUGGAAACAUCAUAAUUAGCAACGCUGUCAUUAAAAUACUCAGUGCCAUCAGCAGAUGGAGCUAAAUGCACACCGGGAAUUCAGUCCAGGCCAAACAAAAUUUACUUUCAAAGCUGUUACAGUUUCAUUACUUCCAAUGCCAAAUUAAAAUGCUGCCUAAUCUUAAUAUGAAACAAACAGAAACAAAAAAAGGAGAUCCCAUAGUAGCAAAUAUUCUUUAAAAACCCCAUUACAGUAGAAUAUGCAAUAGAUACACAAAUGGCGGAAUGAAGAAGACAAACGUUCUCUUCUUUUUUUUUUUUAUUAAUGAAUCAAUAAAGGGAAAGUUUGCCUUCAUUUAUAAAAUAAAAAAAUUCUGGGGGCAUGAUGUUAGCUUUGUGAAGGCACUCUACUUCACAUCUAUACUUUCCACAUUUUGUCCAGAAGUGAAUAAUGAUAUAAUUUAUCCUGAGACUGGAUGCAGGUUAGCAGUAUUUACAUAAAUGAAGGAUUGAAAAUAAAUCAUCCUGUGAAACCUCAGUUUAUUUACAUAACUUUAACUUUAUAGUUAGGCCUUUUAUGUACCCUCUACUUUUAGAUGAACUCAGGGGGAACUAUUUAUCUUUUUUUUUCCAGUGCUGUGAAUUCAUCUCUCGUCCAGUUUAUGAAGUUAACCGUUUGCAUUUGGUGAACUUGCUUCUUGUCUUUAAGGAAAUAGUUUUCCUGGGAUAGUGUUAGCAGACUUAGUAUCUGUGUCUAUGUUGGUCAUACGUGAUGAAUUAUAAACACAUUCAUGAGACUGACUAUAUGGUGUAUUCUUAAGACUCAAUAAAACACUUUUCCGAGUAAA